AUGGAGAAUGCGAAGAGAAAGAUGGAGGAGGAUGAGAAGAAGGCAGAACACAUAAAGGAAAAGUAUAAAACUUAUACAAAGGGCCAUGAGAAAAGGGCAGAGACCGUGUGGAGCCAAAUAGAGGCGAGUCUGAAGCAAAUUGAGAUUGGUGGAACAGAAGUAGAGUGCUUUAAAGCAUUGAAGAGGCAAGAAGAGAUGGCUGCCUCUUUCAGGAAGAAAUAG
This is a messenger RNA of Eruca vesicaria subsp. sativa (arugula), 222 nucleotides long. The record is from the annotation of a GenBank genome assembly. Lineage: Eukaryota; Viridiplantae; Streptophyta; Magnoliopsida; Brassicales; Brassicaceae.